This is a messenger RNA of Thrips palmi, 1785 nucleotides long. Its product is annotated as endothelial lipase-like. The transcript is spliced from 8 exons. Gene Ontology annotation, biological process: lipid metabolic process. The record is from RefSeq and is a predicted model, not a curated record. Gene Ontology annotation, molecular function: lipase activity. Lineage: Eukaryota; Metazoa; Arthropoda; Insecta; Thysanoptera; Thripidae. The coding region runs from base 109 to 1230 and encodes 373 amino acids.
UCCGCGUGGCUGCUGGCGCUGCUGGCGGCCACCCUCGUCCUCGACCGCUGCAGCUUCGCGACAGCCCAGCUGUACCGGCGCGGGCGCCCCGUGCGUCCCAGGGUGGCGAUGCGCAGGGCGCUGGCUCGGUCCCGCGGCGCGGUGCAGGGGCAGCCCGCCGACCUCUACGAGUACCGGGCGGACGCGGCGCCGGAGCAGCUGCAGCAGGCCGAGUUCCUCGAGUACCGGCCGCAGCCCCUGCAGCAAGCGCCUCGACAACCAGCGCCUCAGCGACAAGUACCUCAGCAACAACCACCUCAGCGACAAGCUCCUCAGCAACAACCACCUCAGCAGCAGGAGCCCAACGUCCAGCCGCGGCAGAGGCAGCCAGAGCCCACCCAGGUGCGACAGCCCCAGGCCCAGCCGCAGUUCCAGCCGGAGCUGCCCCCGCUGUCCUCCAUCACGUUCUACGUCUUCACCAGAAAUUCUGCACAGCCUGGUAUUCUUCACGUCGGCGACGAGAACUCAUUCUUCUCUUCGGGGUUCGAUGUGCAGAGACCGACUAAAGUCAUCAUCCACGGAUUCGGCAGCGACGUCAACAAGCCCAUGAUGGUCACCAUGAAGGACGCCUACCUCUCGGCCAUGGACGUGAACGUGCUGUCCGUGGACUGGUCCCCGCUGUCGGCGCGGCCCUGGUACCCGGUGGCGCGCGCCAACGUGGACGUGGUGGGCCCCCGCGUGGCCGCGCUGCUGGACUGGCUGGCGGGCCACGGCGCCUCCCUGGGCUCGGUGCACCUGGUGGGCCACUCGCUGGGGGCUCACGUGGCGGGCAUCGCGGGCGCCAACGUCCGCAGCGGCAGGGUCAGCAGGAUCUCCGGCCUGGACCCGGCCCGGCCCGGCUUCCGUGACGUGGCGCUGCCGCGGCGCCUGGACGCCGGGGACGCCGUGUUCGUGGACGUGAUCCACACGACGGCCGGCCUGCUCGGCAUGGAGGACCCCAUCGGCCACACCGACUUCUACCCCAACCGCGGCGUCAUGCGCCAGCCCGGCUGCACCGACCUCGGCCCGCGCUGCAGCCACGAGAAGGCGUACAAGCUGUUCCGGGACUCCAUCGGCCAGGAGCAGUACGAGGCGGUGGGCUGCGACUCCAUGCAGGACGCCAUGCAGGGCCGGUGCAGGGGCCGGCCGGUCGUCAUGGGGGAGCGAGCCAGCGGCACGUUUCCGGGGAUCUACUUCGCGGUGACACGCUGAUCCUCUGCGGAUGGCCCCAAUCGGACUUCACCGCUAAACGCGAAUGAACAAAUUUAAACUGCUGUUGAAUUUCCUGGAUUAGUGCUAAUUGUUAAAUAAAUACUAACGUAGUGGUCGAGGCCACAACUAAGAGAUUCGACUUUACAGUUUCGACAGUGUAUCUGCCGAGGGGUGAAUCACUGGCGUACUCAUGUGUACAAAUAUGCCCGUACUCAGUGUACUCACAAGUUUAAAAAGAGCAAAAUUCGCUCAGUUUUACUCGAUUUGGCGUUGUGUCGCUAAAACAAGCCAAAAAACGUUGAAAAUGUGAAAUUUAUGAGUGAAAGAAGGUGUAUUCACCCGUACUCAUGAACUCAUGUGUACACCACAACGCUGAGUGAUUCACCCCUCGGUAUCUGCUGCUUUUCUUGUCUCUCCACGCUGCGCACAGGCGAGCCAAACUUUUGUGUAAGCUGCACCACUCAUUGGUCGUUCGUUUUUGGCGCAAGCCUCUGGCUGAACACGCCUGGAACGAAACAACCCCUGUACGUAAAUAAAAACGAGUAAUACGAGUAA